Entamoeba dispar SAW760 is the source of this 1104-nucleotide messenger RNA. RefSeq lists its product as uncharacterized. Lineage: Eukaryota; Evosea; Mastigamoebida; Endamoebidae. The transcript has a single exon. The record is from RefSeq and is a predicted model, not a curated record. The coding region runs from base 1 to 1104 and encodes 367 amino acids.
AUGAGUAAGAAAGGUGGACGUAAGAAUAAGAAGGUGACUAAAUUAAUUAUUGGUGAAGAAGAAAUUAAUAAUGUAGAUGACCUUUUAACUACUUACGUUGAAGAAAAAAAAGGAGUAAAACCAAAAGAAUCUUCUGAUAUCUAUGUCCCUAAUUUUGCUAAUCAUCAAGAAAGACAACAAAGACAACCACGUGCUGAAGGUGAAAAAAAAGAAGAUGAUGGGUUGUGGACUGUCAGACAUGGACAUGGCCAUGACUUCAAGAGACGCCCCCCUAAAAGAGAUAGAGAAGAGGCUGGUGAACCUCAACCUAGUGAGGCUGAUACAGCUGAUUCAUGGAGAAGAAAAGAAGGAGAAGAAUUCGUACCUAGAAAAGGAGGUGAAGGUGCUGAAAGAAAUCAAAGAGAGUUUAGAGAACAUGGACCAAGAGAAUCUAGACAACAAACUGGACCAAGUGAGGCCGAUACAGCUGACUCAUGGAGAAGAAAGGACGGAGAGGUGUUUGUCCCUAGAAAAGCACCAACUGAAUUUAGAGAACACGAGCAAAGAGAACCUCGACAACAAACUGGACCAAGUGAGGCUGACACAGCUGAUUCAUGGAGAAGAAAAGAAGGUGAAGUAUUUGUUCCAAGAAAAGCACCAACUGAAUUUAGAGAACAUGAACAAAGAGAACCUCGACAACAAACUGGACCAACAGAAGCUGAUACAGCUGAUUCAUGGAGAAGAAAAGAAGGUGAAGUAUUUGUUCCAAGAAAAGUUUCACAUGAAGAAUAUAGACACGAAAAUAAUGAAAGACAGCACAAAGGAUUCAAAGAAAGAGAAGCACCUCAACCAAGUGAAGCUGAUACAGCUGAUUCAUGGAGAAGAAAAGAUGAUGACGGGUUUGUUCCUAAAAAAACAUAUGAAAGAAGAUAUGAGAAUACAGAAAAGCCACAUAGAGAGUUUGGAGAAAGAAGAACAGAUGAUAGAGGAAAGAGAACAUAUGGACCUAAAGAUGGUCAACAUCAAAAUACAAAGAAAAGUACUCAACAUAUAAAACAAGGUAAAAAGACUCCAAAGCAAUCAUCUAAACCUGUUGUUGAUGAAGAAGGAUGGAUGACUCAAUAA